GUACCUACACGCUGCUCUCGACUCCACAGUCGCUGUGGUGAGCCGAUCGCAAACACUUAUUAUAAGAUAUCGUAUAAAUAUUUUUUUUACAACAUAGCAAAACCAAAACCUCGUUAAGAUUUGCUUGUGUGGCGUUGCUUGGAAGUGUCACAGUGUCACACUUGGAGCAACUUACCGAAAGAAGGAACUAUCUAUUAGACAUAAUAUUUGUUUGUCACUUAGUGAUAGCGUCUCUUCCGCCUCCAAGUCGUGCUUGAAGACCGAGGACUGCGAUAAUAUUAAUCGCAUCUAGAGCGUCAGUCAAUAAAAACACUUUACAAGUAUUGACUUAGGCAAUAAUAUAUUAAUGUCUUACAAACUCUUGGAUCGAGCUGUUGGCAGGAUUGGCAAACAUUAACCGUUCAGUGUUCAAAGUGUAAUUAAAAUGGAAGCGAAAAAGGGUGACGUUAAAGAAGACAAAGUGUACGAAAUAUGGGAAGUUCUUGAAAAAUAUGGAAAGUACCAGAUUACGCAGUAUUUGCUGGUCUGCGUGGCUACAUUCUUCGUGACCAUGUGUAACAUCAACUACAUAUUUGUGGUUGGAGACGUGGGAUACCGAUGUCGAGUGCCACAAUGUGAAGGUGCUACUGAGGCCUUUCAAGUGUCAUGGUGGCCCAACAGCUCCGUAGACAGAUGUUGGAGCCCGGUGCUGGACAACAGUUCCAUAGGGUGCUCGUCGGAUGCCUUCACCGAGGAGGUGGAGCGCUGCAGCAGCUGGGUCUACGAGAGCCAGAACAGCGUAGUCUCCCAUCUCAAUCUUGCCUGCCAACCGUGGCAGAUCAAUAUGGUGGGCACCAUACACAACCUGGGAAUGUUGUUCUCUAUGUUGAUAACUGGCUGGAUCUCUGAUAGGUACGGCCGCAAGAAGAUUGUAAUAUUUUGUUUCACCACGUGUUUUGUGGGUAUUUUCAAAAUCUUCGCCGCAUCGUACCCGGUGUAUGUAACUAUAGAGUUCUUAGAGGCGUUGCUGAGCGGAGGAUGCUAUGCUGUGGCAUCUAUUAUGAUGAUAGAAAUAACUGGAAGAAAAUACCGCAUACUUUCCGGAGUGUUGUUCGCUUAUGCCGUCUACAUGGGAGAGACGUGUUUCGCUACUUUAGCAAUGUUAAUACUGCACUGGAAGAACCUCGUCCUAGUGAUGUACGGGCCUUGCAUUCUGUUCCUGGGUCUAGUUUUCACGUUGCACGAGAGCCCGCGGUGGCUGAUACUAAACGGAAAAACCGAGCAAGCUAUAAACAACCUGAAGGUGAUUGCCAAGACAAAUAACAUAAAGAUAAACGAACAAGAUCUAUGUAAUUUGGACGAUAAGCAGUUGAGACAGAAGUUUGACAUUCAGAAUUAUGAGACGAGGGAAGGGCUUAAGGAAGUGUUUAAGUCCAGGGAGAUGGUGAAGCGUUUGCUGGUUGGGCUCUCGGCUAGAUUCUCGUCUAACUUUGUGUACUACGGGCUCAUGAUCAACUCUGUGUAUCUGCCGGGGAACAAGUACACCAACUUCCUGCUGGCCACGGUUAUGUCCUUCCCCGGGGAGCUGUUGAGCUUGUACUUGAUGAACAAGAUCGGCAGGAAGCUGCCGCUUAUCGUCGGGUUCGCCAUCAGCGGCGCUGUGUGCGUGUUAUCGGCGUUUAUACCAGAUAGUUUGAGCUGGGCGAAAAUCACUUGCUUCCUGGUGGGCAAGGUGAUUGUCGCAGUGUGCUUCACGGGCGGCAUAACGUAUACCAUGGAGCUGUUCCCGACCAGCGCCCGCGGCUCGCUGCUGGGGCUGUGCUCGCUGUCCGCGCGGCUUGGCGGCAUGCUGGCGCCGCUGACGCCGAUACUGGUGGGUAUAAGAGCCAAAGCACAGAUGCGGCAACACAGCGCCGCAGAGAUUUCGAAGUGUCCGUGCUUCACGGGCGGCAUCACGUAUACCCUGGAGCUGUUCCCGACCAGCUCUCGUGGUUCGCUGCUGGGGCUGUGCUCGCUGUCCGCGCGGCUUGGCGGCAUGCUGGCGCCGCUGACGCCGAUACUGAAUGGAGUAUCAGUUAUCCUGCCAGCGCUUUGCUUCGGGGCGUCAGCAGUGAUCACGAGCCUCAUGAUCAUGCUCACUCCUGAGACGAAGGGCAUGCCUCUUAUGGACACGAUAGAACAGGUCAAAGCCAGCAAAGAGAACAGGAAAACUCACAUGGAACCGAACUACAUCGGAGUCAGUGAAGAGUGUGGCAGGACUUAAAAUAUUAUUUGCAUGCAUAUGGCAUAAUAAAGGUCAUAGCAGACUUAUCAACUCUGAAAGGGAUCAACACCGUAUCGCCUUUCGCGCGCUAUCAACCGCGAGGCGAGGCGUUUAUAGUUCCAAAAUACUGAACUGUCCUAUGCAUGACAUUGACAGUGGGGCGCCACCGUCAAUACCGGAUCGCUGGUUCCGAUUUUUGCCAUGUUGGAAACCAUAUAGUUAGUUGAACGAUGGUAGCGCCCCCCUGUCAUUGAGUUUGGUGGGACAGUUCAGCGUGGGUCAUCUAUACGUUACCAUGCGGAUAAGUGUGCUGGCUGUCCCUUUCCGAGUUGAUAAAUGUACUACGUCCUUAAAAGGGAAUGUAGGAGACCCACAAUCUCCUGCAUUCUUUGAGUCAUAGCAUAGACCUUUUUGUCUCAUACCACUAUUGUAGUACACUGUGAUAACUUGAAACUUAUCUUGUUUUGAGCCAAAUAAAUACUUCCAUCUACCUACGAAUAGUUUGAUUUCGUCAUCAUUUCUGCAAAUGGCAUUACAAUGGAAGGCUAUUAUAAUUUGUAGAUAG
Ostrinia nubilalis (European corn borer) is the source of this 2807-nucleotide messenger RNA. RefSeq names its product solute carrier family 22 member 20-like. The transcript is spliced from 8 exons. Gene Ontology annotation, molecular function: transmembrane transporter activity. Lineage: Eukaryota; Metazoa; Arthropoda; Insecta; Lepidoptera; Crambidae. The record is from RefSeq and is a predicted model, not a curated record. Bases 425 to 2242 code for a protein of 605 amino acids. Gene Ontology annotation, biological process: transmembrane transport. Gene Ontology annotation, cellular component: membrane.